Arabidopsis lyrata subsp. lyrata is the source of this 653-nucleotide messenger RNA. Its product is annotated as 2S seed storage protein 4. The record is from RefSeq and is a predicted model, not a curated record. Gene Ontology annotation, molecular function: nutrient reservoir activity. Lineage: Eukaryota; Viridiplantae; Streptophyta; Magnoliopsida; Brassicales; Brassicaceae.
UAGCAAAAAAUGGCGAACAAACUCGUCCUCGUCUGCACAUCUCUCGCUCUCUGCUUCCUCCUCACCAACGCUUCCAUCUACCGCACUGUCGUCGAACUUGACGCCAGCAACCCCAUAGGCCCAAGACAGAAAUGUCAGAGGGAGUUUCAGAAAGAACAACACCUUAGAGCUUGCCAGCGAUUGAUGCGCAAGCAAAUGAGACAAGGCCAUGGUGGUGGUCCUUCCCUCGACGAUGAGUUCGAUUAGGAAGACGACAUCGAGAACCCGCAGAGACCCUCGCUACUCCAGAAGUGCUGCAGCGAGCUUCGCCAAGACCCAGAUUGCGUUUGCCCCACCUUGAAACAAGCUGCCAAGGCCGUUAGACUCCAGGGACAGCAGCACCAACCAAUGAAAGUCAGGAAAAUUUACCAGACAGCUAAGAACUUGCCUAACAUUUGCAAAAUCCCGCAAGUUGAUGUUUGCCCCUUCCAGAUCCCUUCAUUCCCUUCUUACUACUAAAUUCCAAACAAAACCCUCAAAAAGCCUAUGAGUGUGGUUGUUGAUACACGUUAACACCACGUCUCAUCUUGUGUUUUUAUGAAAAUGUUAGCUUUGGAAUGUUUGAGGCUAAUGUAUUUAGCAGUAAUAUAUAAAUAAGAGGUUGAGUUUGUUUA